Porites lobata is the source of this 2813-nucleotide messenger RNA. The record is from the annotation of a GenBank genome assembly. NCBI's taxonomy places the organism in Eukaryota, Metazoa, Cnidaria, Anthozoa, Scleractinia, Poritidae.
AUGGAGACCUGGUUUUGGAUUCUUGGCUGCGUCCUUUCCUUUCUUGCCGUCACUGGAAAUGGAUUUAUAAUCUUCCUCGUCUACAGCAGACGAAAUCUCCGCACCAAAACCAACGCGUUUAUUGUUUCACUUGCAGUAGCCGAUUUCUGUGUUGGUUUGAGCGUUGUUCCUUCUUCGUUCGCAUGCGACGUUACAAACACCUGUGACUGGCCUAAGGUUUUUCCUUCGUGGGACGAUGUCGUGAGGUGGCUGUUUAGCUACUUGUCUGUUUUAAACUUAUGUUCUCUGGUGCUCGACCGUUAUAUCGCCAUCGUAAAGCCUUUUAAAUACAUAACUUUUAUGACUCGAUCUCGUGUUAUUCAAGUGAUAACUUCCUGUUGGAUAGCGUCAUUUACGCUGGUUGCGUUCAAGACCGCACUUCGACUUUGCUGUGAGACCCCUCUGACCAGUAUCGUUGCAGUUGUGGUUUUAAUGAUUUCCAUGGAAAUCGUUCCAUGCGUUCUGCAGAUAUUCUGUUUUGUGUCAAUGUUACUUCAUGUAUGGAAACAUAAUCGGUCAGCACGCACCCUAGCAAAACAGUUGAGUUUUAACCAUGGCAUAUCUUUUAAAACCCAUCACGAGAAGUCUGCAGUAGUAAUGAUGAGUAUUGUGAUAGGAGUGUUUGUUGUGUGCUACGGAAUAUAUUUACGUUGCAGUCUCGUAGUACUAUUCGACACAAAUGCAUCAUGUAAAGAUGAACAAUACAAAACUCCUGUCUUGGUUUUAAACUCGGCCAUUAACCCACUGUCUUAUGCUUUUUUCAAAAGAGACAUAAAGAAAGAGUUUAAACGACUUAUCGGUCAGGUGCCGGUUUUUAAGUACAAUAACCAAGUAGAGCCUUCCACUUAUACGUUAGAACAUUCUUGAAGGACAGAAAUAGCCCCUUUUAUAACGGGAUUGCGUCAGGCAACGCGGCAGUUUUGGGGCUGGAAAAUCACUGGCUGUUGGUCUCAAAUCAUAUUUUUGAGGCACUGGUGUUUAACGAGGGUACGAGAAUCCAAGGAAGAUGAGAAUACGAUCCAGUAUAUGUCAGGUACACUUGAAACAAUUCCGAAGUAUCAAGCCCACGUCAACAGUAGUAGUAGACUAAAUUUCUUAUUGAAACAUUUUUGUUUCAAACCAAGUGAUAGUAUUUCUUUUUCCUUUCUUUAUUUUCUAAAAUACCUUUUGUAAUCAACUCUGUCAAGUAGUUUCCUAGAUUUUAAACAAGCAUGAAGUAAAAAUUUUGGUUUUUGUGUAGGAAAAGAAUUGUAUUAUUUUUUGACUUCCCUGCAAACUGAUAGUUAAUUACCCUCAGUCCAUGCUAGGUGUGAAUGAAUAUUAAAACAUCUAGAGCACGAUCUGUAUGAUCAUUUUAAUGUAUACAUCAUUUGAUAUCUAUACAACCAACGUGGCAGAUUCCCUAGGCCUAUGGCGCGGCGAAAAGACAUCUCUUUCUUUUACACAAGUUUUAAAGCAGUUUCUACUAUACUGAUAACAGUGGAAGACUUUUUGAAUAAUUUGUGAUAAUCGUCUCAAUUUGCAGUAGCAGUUGUAAUUUGGUCUUUUGUCACUAUGAAAUUUAGGUCUUUUGUUGUCUGUUUAAGGUUGCUCGACUUGACUCCUCAAUUCAUGAAUCGCAUCCUGAGUGAUGUGAAAUUAAAACCUUUGUUAUUGAAGCUCAUCGAGAAAAGAUUCUUAGAUUUCAAACCACAAGAAAUUAAGAAGGCCAAGGGAUGGAUUAAACGGCAGCUGGAAAUUAGUUAAAAAUUUUAACUGACAGAUGAGAAAUAAUAGCAAGUAUUGAAUGACGCUGAAUACAUAGAUCUGUAUAAUUCUUCAGAUCGCACAAAGCCGAAUUCAAUAAUUUCUUUUUUAUUCCUUCCAAAAUAUUUAUAUCUAAACUACCUAUGCUUACCUGAAACGAUACCAUAGAGUUUGUCAGUUCCGACGGUAAUGAAUACAGGGGCGAUUUACAGAAUGUGUAGUCCAUCAGAUAUUGUUUAAAACGUAGUUAUCUCAUCCGUGGUAUUUUAUCAUAAAACCUGAUAGUCUUGGGCAGUAAUAGUACUCCUGGGUAUUUCAUUUUCUUCGCAAAACGUGCCAGAAAUUUUCGGUUAUUUUUUUAUUUGCCCAAUUGUGUAAAUUAUCUAGUAUGCAAACAGUUGUUCUCUUCGAUCAUUGGUCAAGAGGUGGAGAGAAUCAACAUAACAUCGUCAGAAAGUCUGAACUAUAAAAUAACAAGCAGGAUUGAAUUUAUCAAGGAGGAAAGAAAAAUGUAUUUUUUAUCACAGCCAUUAAAAUUUGUUAUAGUCUUAUUCGCCCCACUGAAACGAAAGAAAAGAUUUGUGAUAAAAAAAACUCAGGCUGAAAGGCAACCUAGCCCCCGCGGGAGGUACUGUCAGAUGGGAUAUGUCAUGAAGCUUUAUAGGGUAUAGUUCUCAAGCAGCUAAGAAUGGGAUUGCGUAUAGAAAUCAGAGAGCAAUCCUUGCAUAGGGAGGGAUUUGGGAAGUUUAGUUUGAAAGGGUAGCAAAAUUCAGCUGAAACAGAAGUAUAGGCUACGUGUUCCAGUGUUCCAGCGGCACAUUGCCACCCGAAAAUUUCUAAAGACCCCCCCACCCCCCUCUUCCUGCCCCUGGGAGAAAGAACUUCCUUUAACUGUUAACAUGGAGACCUGGUUUUGGAUGCUUGGCUGGUUUCUUUCAUUUCUAACCAUCACUGGAAAUGGAUUUACAAUCUUCCUCGUUGGCAGCAAACGAAAUCUUGGCACCAAAACCAACGGGUUUAUUGUUUAA